Molecule: messenger RNA, 2914 nt
Organism: Symsagittifera roscoffensis
Lineage: Eukaryota; Metazoa; Xenacoelomorpha; Acoela; Convolutidae
Product: palmitoleoyl-protein carboxylesterase notum2-like
Exons: 3
Coding region: 1230-2741 (503 amino acids)
Molecular function (GO): hydrolase activity
Source: RefSeq, a predicted model, not a curated record
UCAGUAUAAUUUGAUUUUGCCAGUCUUUUUGAAGCCGGUUGGCUUAAGCUGGCUGGGAAAACAGAGCGUGUUUUGUUAGCAUUCAGAUGAAAAGUGGGAGGCAGCUACGAAGCCUCGAGCGAACAAAAGAAUCAAAAUGUUUUCCUUGUUUUGUGCCUCUUUUUGAACUUGAUUAUAAGACCCUGUUCAACACGUGGGCAGCUAUUCAUUGUAUUAGAUCGAUAUCUAGUUGGCCUUGUUUGAAAACAGGUGUUUUGAUUGCAUUGAAGUAGCGGCUGUUUGGGAAUGAAAGGGAAUAUGGAAAAAGGGGAGGGGAGAUAUGUUUGUUUAUGACUACUCUCCAAACAGUUGUAGUGAGGACCUUAUUUAGAAGUCGGAACAGAACACACAAAACAGAUGAUGUUUUUGCUUUCAUCGUCACAAGAGAAGAAAAGGAAAGAGAGUGAGAGAGAGUAAAUACAAUACACUGUAGAGGUGGUUCCUUACCAGCUACCAAGUUAAACACUAUUUGCAGCUGUAGUCAGUCGAUCAGAGGCUAGGCGGCUAUUCUGACCAGCACACCUGAGCUGUUGUGACAGAUUGCUUUGAAGUUGUCGGCUAGUCGCUGUUAAAGUCACUCUUGUACGUGUGUUAUUGUUCCCUUUGAGAAGAAAGAAAUACGAUAAACAAUCGAGCGCCAAUUAGAUCCGGCGAGUUAGUUGUAGUGCCAAAAGCAGUCCAGUCUUACCAAAGUUUGUUGCAGUCGUACCAAAGCGAAAGCGGCUAUCAGUCGGGUAAUAAACACCGCCGAUCAAACUUUUCUCUCUUUUUUACUCAUUGUCGCCACUCAAAAACUCAUUCAGAUCUCAAACAUUGCACUCAACUUUGAACCACUCAGCGCGUAAUCGCAAAUUUACCAUAAAUUUUUGCAAAUUCUCCAGACAUUUUUCGCGCCGAAAAGUACAAACAACGUUCUAAAUCGAACUGUCACGCAAGAUAAAUCAAUAGCCUCUUUUAAGACAGCAGAAAACAAAAACGAAAACACAAAAUCUUGUGCUUGACGAGGAUACUCAAAGUUAGUCGUUGCUUGAAGUGCCUUGAAAUUGGAAAAAUCGAACAUUAUCAUAUUUCGUACAUAAAUUGACCUUUGCUCGAUUUCUAUCUUAAAUUAGUGCACUGCGCGUGAAAAGAGAUUUUCUAAUUAGAUCCAUUUCUGUUCAUACUGAAAAGUUAUCAUUUACUUCUUAUCAAUGGGCUUGAUAACUCGACUUCUGGUUGUGAUGCUGUUGGCUAUUGGGCUGUGGAAAGGGUGUGUGGAGGGGGGCAAAGGGAAGAAGAGGAAUAAACUUCAGGCUCUAAUUGACGAGAUCACUGACUGCGACAAAGAGUGUGGGGGAGUGAUGCCUCCUCUUCUGAAGUUGAGACAGACAUCACACCCCCGAGCUAUAUGCAACGACGGGUCUAGGGCUUCUUACUACUAUCACGAUGCUCGAAGUAAACAAUGGGUGGUGUUUGUGCAGCCUGGCUGGCUCUGCUAUGACCCCAUAACUUGUUUCGUCAGGAACAACAUGAACAAGAUGCUGACCACGUCAUGGCUCAUCCCAAACAACAAAACAGGUCACGGAGUGCUACGCACAGACCCAACUAACAGAUUGUUCUGGAAGUACAACAUGGUGGACAUCAAUUACUGUUCCAGCGACCUCUUCCUCGGAAACACAUCCGGCAGGUCAGAAGUCGGAGUCUACUUCAGAGGAAAGGAGAUCCUCUUCUCCGUUCUGCAGGACCUCAUCUCAUACCACCGUAUGCAGCCGCAUCAUACAAUACACUUCGUCGGAUCCAGCGCUGGAGGAAUCGGGAUCCUCGUCAACAUGCAAGAGAUCUUGCAGUUCCUCCACGACUGGGGAUUUGGCAACAUGCAGACUCGAGUGAUUCUCGAUGAUGCCUGGUUCACGGAAGAGUUCGCAAAUGACUUCCCAUGUUUUGAAGAGUCUCCUCCGAUGCCAUGUAUAACUAAUGAUACUCUAACACAAGCGUUCCAAGUUUGGAAUGUCAAUGUUCAAUCAGCAUGUGGCGAGUCCUACGAAAAGAACGCAUCAUGGAACUGCAUCUUUGGAACAAAUGCUUUGCGAGGUCUGAACAACGUGCCACUGUUUGUGAUUCAGAACCAGUACGACAACUAUCAGCUCAUAAUGUCGAAACUGUUACCUUUUCCCAGCACUGAAACUUCCGAUGGAAUCUUAAAAAGAAUGGACGCCAUUUUGGAAAUUGGAAAAAAAGUCCGCACUGAAAUUAGUUCCUUGGAUCCGGAUACCUCCGGGUUCUUCUCUAUGGGAUGUUUGAAUCACCACACUCUGAAAGGAGACUACGUAAAUUUCCCCGUUCAAGUCCAAUCCCAAACACUCACCGCCACUCUGAACUGCUGGCUGCAAAAUGAGCAUGCAGUGCGGAGUGUUGAUCAAGUUCUUAACGGCAACAUGAACAACCCUGGAUUGGAUGCAGGAAGAGGCGGGAAGUCAUCGCAAGGGGGAAGCUGCAGUUUCAGAGUAGGAGACGAGUGCAAGUAUCCACAGUGCAACCCGAACUGCAUGUCGCUCAGUGGGUCAGUGGCGAUGAUAGAAGAUGAGCGAAUAACAGUAUGGACUCCAGAAGCCUUUCUAAACUUCAGUCCUAAAGUAGCGACAGAAUUGGGGAUUUUUUCCACCGACAGACCCAACAUGGAGAGGUUAAGCUUGCUAGCUCGCAAGCAACACAGCACAGAUUGAAACUUUGCGUCAUUUUGAUAGUAAUUUUGAAUUGCGCUAAAUUUAAUAAUGUUUCAUAAAAGAAGAUAGUUUUCUAUUUGUUUUUAAAUGUCAGAAAUUUCGACUCGAAAUCAUCCGAAGUCUACGGGUGUUGUUACCGUAGCAGCCAAAGCGUUUAUUAUGCAUAUACGAAC